AUGAACCCUCAGCCGGAGCUGGGCUGGGGGGGGGAGAGCAGGGCUGGCUAUGCAGGGACGUGGCCCGGGGAGCAGAGGCUCCAGCAUUUGCCGCAGAGGCCGUGCAACGUCCGCUGUGCCGGGGACGAUCCCUGCGUGCUGGGAAGGGAGCUCCCAAUUGCAGGCCCCCCCCCGCCGCAUCUCCCCUCCCCGCCCGGCCAGCCCCAUCCGUUCCCCGCUCCCUCUCGUUACCCCGCGGCUGGGCCCAGGCCCCUUUACAGCCCCAGCCAACCUCCCGGCGCCGCUUUCGCCUCCCCAGGUUAUAACUCAUCCUGCUGCAGCCCCUACCCACCCAGGUCUCAUGACCCCGACUUUCCUGGGGGGAGCCUGCCCCCCUCCUCCGCCGCCGCCUACCCAGCUUGCCUUGUUGGACCCCGCUCCGGGGGUCGGGGAGUGGAUCGGUACCACGCCUGUAGCCAGGACCCCCCCAGCUGUAACUCUCUGGUGGUGCCAGAAGAUAGAGGGGACCUCUCUCCGGAUGUUUACAAUGACACGAAAACUUUUGAGUGGAUGAGAGUCAAAAGGAACCUUCCCAGAACAGUGAAAUCAGGAGCCUGUGGCUUUGCUGGGGAGAAAAACGCAGUCUCUCCCAGGACAAACUUCAGCACCAAGCAGCUGACCGAACUGGAGAAAGAAUUCUACUUCAACAAGUACCUGACCCGGGCCAGGCGGGUUGAGAUCGCUUGUGCCUUGCAGCUCAAUGAAACCCAGGUGAAGAUCUGGUUCCAGAACCGCAGGAUGAAGCAGAAGAAGAGGGAGAGGGAGGGUUUCCCUGAAGGGUCAGCUGGCUGCAAUGGACCGGAGUCCUCCUCUGACAAAUCGGACAUCACCUCCCCAGCUACCUCUCCCAGCAGAAGUAACGAGGCUCCCACGCCUCCCAUCUGACUGAGGCUCUUGUUAGAACUUCUGUUCUGAUCUUGGGCAGAGAAACAGAAAAGAGACUUCCCCAUCAGAUCCAUUCACCCCCUGCAUUCAUCUUGCUGGGGGAGAGAGAAGGGUGCAAUGCUCCUGGCAAACUUUGCGAUGGACUUGGGGAUGAAAGCACACACCAAAACUAUGUGCAGAGACUUCCACACUCACCACCAUGACCACCACCAAUAGCACAGGUGCCAGCAUUGUGCUGUUAAAUUGGUGUCCUUCCAAUAGAUGCAGAUGCUAGAUUAAUGGAUGGCCAUACUUUAAAAAAAAAAGUCACUUUCCCUUCCCCAAAUUCCUAGAGCAGAGGUGAAUAGAGAAGGUCAAAUAUUUUUUUCAAAAACAUGAACUUUUUACAAACAAAUGCAGACAACAAAAAGUUUUCACACACUCUUGAUUCUUUGUGAGUAAAUUUGACAUUUUUUCCACUAAAAGUUUCAGCUACAUUUUUAUUCACAGUACAUUUCGACUUUUUCCACAAAAAGUUUCUACAACAUCUUUAGUCAUAAAAAGAUUGGAUUAAUUAUUUCACAAAAAUGCUCAUUCUUCAUGGAAGGUUUUGAUUAACUUUUUCUACUAGAAGUGUUGACAAAUUUUAUUUUGAUACAUUAUUUUCCCCCAAAAGUUUUGACAUAAGCUUUAUUCACAAUGAGUUUUGAUGUAAUUUUUUUCCCCACAAAAAUUCUUGACAAAAUUGUUUUGUGGGAACUUUCAAUGAAUUUUUUUUCAUGAAAAGUUUCACCAUUUGUUUUUUUUUUUUUUUUGUUUGGUUUUUUUUUUUUACCAAAUGGUUCAAUUACGUGUUUUCCACAACGUUCUGACAACAAUUUGGGGAAUAAUUUUCAUAUGUUAACUCUAAUUCCAAAUGUUCCUAUUUCACUGAGCCCUUUUAGAAGGAACUAGAGCCAUCAUCUCCUGGGAGUAAUUAUUUUAGAGAUAUGUAAUACAGUUACAUACCAUUUUGGUGAAAUUUCUAGAGAGAAUAAUGCUCUUCAGUAUUUUAAGUAUUUUUAAGACGAGGACAUUUUUGCUGAACUCAGCAUUCUGGUCACAGACAGCCAUUCUGGCCAAGGAUGGUUAUCACAGUUUCUUGAAUGCCAUCUCUAUUCUUGUGCCCACACAUCUAAAUGAUACCCUAGUGGGUGAGUUAACCCUCCCUCUGAUGUGAUACUAAAGGGGCAGAAAAAGCCUGGUCUCAAGCCUCUGAAGUCAAUGGAAAAAAUCUAGUGGUCUUUAAUGGACUUUGGAUCUAAUCCAUAUGAAACAAGUUAUAUGCAGUAUAAUCAGUGGGCCUACACAGAUAUUUGAUUAAGAAAAUAUAAUGUUUCCCCCAUCUUUUAAAUGUGCUUUCCUAGGCUAAAUGCACCUUCAGCACAAAUGUAUAGGAGAGGAAAUGUGAGUUCAAAAUCAGGCUUAGAAAUACAAGAGACAUGGUAAUUAUGCUAUAAAUAACCUCCUCAGUCAGUAAAAGCUUAGAAGUGUAUUAUUUAUUUUCACAUUUCUGAGGUUCUUCAUUAACAUUUAAAUCUUCUAACAGCUGGGAAGAAACACACUCUUCAUAUUAAAAGUGGAUUUAAUUUAUAGCAAAGAGUGAAAGCAACAAAGCAAAUGCAAAAAUCAGGGGUGUUGUCACAGAACUUUGGACAGGAUAGUGGUGAUGGGAUGGCGAGAUGGGAAUAGUUGCCUUUUAAACUUUAAUAAAGGAUUAAAUGGAGGCCAACAUUUUAUCAAGAACAAACAAUAAGAAGUGUUAUAAUAACCCUAGGUAACAUUAGAGCCACUUAUGCUGAGACAAAGUUUGCACACAAUGCCUCACUUUGGAGAAAUAAUUGGUUCAUUUUCAUCACCGUGUUCUAUUAUUAUUAAUUAUUAUUAUUAUUGAUGUUUUACUAUCAAAAUAUCUUUGAGAAAUGCCUUUUGUCCAUGGAGAAUACUGGUUUAUUUUCACUUGGAUCAUAUAUUACAAGAGGCUAACCCAAUGAAAGGACUUUAGGUGGCUGAAAAGUACAUUUGAUUUAAAAAUAUACACAGCAUUCUUCUUCAACAGCCGCUGGAUUUAUACCAAAUGUUCUGUUAACCAAACUUUCCCUCGGUCUUCCUUGCCACUCAUCACUGAAAGGAUUAAUGGGGUGGUGGUGGGGUUUUAACACCUCUAAAUAAUACACCCAUCAGUGGAAUUUCAGGCAGGACAGUCCCUAGAAACUGUUGCCUUUUUAAUCGGAUCUUUAAAUUUGCAGUUCACUCCAUUUUGCUGGCAAAAAAAAAAAAGAAAAAACACACAUGAAACAAUAGCUAAGGAACCAAAUAUGCUAAUUUGCCACCAACGCUAUUAUUUUGUCUUUCCCUGUUGCAAAAUUCUAAUCACACUUUGGAAAUGAGCUGUGAGUUGUUCACUAAAGUACUCAUGUUGAAUUAGGGUUGCUGCUGUGUUUUAAAUUAUUUUUCCUCUCAUUGCUAUGUAACUACAUUUUUAUCUUCUUGCCUGUUUAAAAAUUCUCCUAAUUUGUUAUUUUAAAUUACUCCAUGUGGAAAGAAAAGGUAAAUUCAGACAUUUUGGUGAAACCACAAAAUGUCUAGAAUCAACACAAGAAACAAAGAAAAAGUUUUAUUUAAAAUGUUUGGGGAUUGCAAGGUUCAGUUAUGACCCCAAUCUAAAACUGGCACAUAUUCCUUUAAACCAAAGAUGUAUAGUGAAUCCAGUUAAAUUCAUGAAACAUGAGUUUUCUUUUGACAGUGGAGAAUAUUCAAAAGGCACGUGAAAAUGAAGGGAGCUAUUGCAAAAUGACUACCUCUUAUUUGCCGGGACUAUCAGAAUGUAUGCAGUGUUGUUGUAGCAGUGACAGUUGCAGGGUAUUUGAGAGACAAGGUGGGUGAGGUAAUAUCUUUUUUUGGAUCAACCUCUGUUGGUGAGA
This is a messenger RNA of Dermochelys coriacea (leatherback sea turtle), 3866 nucleotides long. Its product is annotated as homeobox protein Hox-B1-like. Gene Ontology annotation, biological process: regulation of transcription by RNA polymerase II. The transcript is spliced from 2 exons. The record is from RefSeq and is a predicted model, not a curated record. Gene Ontology annotation, molecular function: DNA-binding transcription factor activity, RNA polymerase II-specific; RNA polymerase II cis-regulatory region sequence-specific DNA binding. The coding region runs from base 1 to 924 and encodes 307 amino acids. Gene Ontology annotation, cellular component: nucleus. Lineage: Eukaryota; Metazoa; Chordata; Testudines; Dermochelyidae.